This is a messenger RNA of Hansenula anomala, 4053 nucleotides long. RefSeq names its product vacuolar protein sorting/targeting protein 10. Gene Ontology annotation, molecular function: protein binding. Gene Ontology annotation, biological process: protein targeting to vacuole; Golgi to vacuole transport; Golgi to endosome transport. The record is from RefSeq and is a predicted model, not a curated record. The transcript has 2 exons. Gene Ontology annotation, cellular component: membrane; Golgi apparatus. The annotation marks the transcript as partial. NCBI's taxonomy places the organism in Eukaryota, Fungi, Ascomycota, Saccharomycetes, Phaffomycetales, Wickerhamomycetaceae.
AAUGUUCUUUACCUAGACACAGGUUCGAAUGAUCUCUUUUUCUCAAAAGAUGGUGGUGCUCAUUUCACUCAGGUUGAUACUGAAGGCAUAAAGAUCAAAUAUCUAGUUCCACAUGCUUUUAAACCUAGUCAUGCUUAUGCUAUUUCUGAUGACUUGACUCACUUUAAAACAGUCUCAUCAGGUCUUGUAUGGAAAAAAUUCACAUCUCCAGAAAGUCCAGCAUUAGAGUCUAUCCCUUCAUUAACGUCAAAACAUUAUCCGAUUAGUUUCCAUGGCCAAAGAUCUGAAUUUGGGAUUUUUGCAGGUCGUUGCUCUUCAGAUGCUUCAAGCGCUGAUGUUCCUUGUGAAAGACAAUACUAUUAUACCAAAGAUAAUUUUGACAGUCUGGAGAAGUUGACAAAAGCCCAUGCUUGUAUAUUUGCAGAUUCGGCACCAAAUAUUGAUGCUAAUCAAGGUGACGAAUUGGUUACUUGUAUCGUUGAUGGUGGUGAAGGUACCUCCUUGACUUUGGCUAGAUCAACUGAUUGGUUUGGUACAAAAUCAUUUGCCACGUACAAAGGUGGAUUGAUCACAGAUGUUUCCAAGAUUGGCUCAAGCUCACAUUAUUUGGUAGCUAUUGGUUCUCAUUUGAGUGACAGAACUACUAGUAACGUUUAUGUGUCCUAUAAUGGGUAUGAUUGGGAUAAGGUUGAAUUUCCGACUGGGACAGAGCUUUCAAGUGGGUUCACGAUUGUUGAAACAACAGAUAAUUCCUUAUUUGUUGAUGUCUCUUAUCCAAACACCAAGUCAGUUGGUCAAUUGUUUACCUCCAUUGGGUUGAAUGGCUCUUAUUUCACUAAAUCGUUAGAUUAUACACAUCGGGAUGAAUUUGGAAAUGUGGACUAUGAGGUUGUUGAGAGUAUCGAUGGUAUUGUUUUAGCCAAUGUUGUUGAAAACGGUAAAAAAGUAUUGGAAGGUGAGACUUCAAAGGUUCUUAAAUCUAAAAUUUCAUUUGAUCAAGGACUUACUUGGAAACAUUUACAAUCUGACGGACAACCAUUACAUCUUCAUUCACUUGUUAAUAGAGCCUCAAAAAAUGCUGAAGCACCAGGUAAAUAUUUCUCAUCUCCUGUUCCAGGUAUUUUGAUUGGUGUUGGUAAUACGGGGUCGUCUUUGAAUGCCUAUGAAAGCUGUGAUACUUACAUGUCAAGAGACGCCGGACUAACAUGGACUCAAAUACUGAAUGGUCCACAUUUGUUUGAGUUUGGUGACCAAGGUACAAUCAUUAUUGCCAUAGAAGACGAUGCCGAUGUCAAUUCGUUAAAAUUUACAACAAAUCAGGGAAAAACUUGGCAACAAGUAUCUUUAGAUUCAACAAUAAGGGCAAAACUGUUAACAACUACACCUGACUCUACAACCUUCAAAUUUUUGCUCGGUGGUGUCUCUUCAAAUGGGCAGUAUAAAACAUAUGGGCUAGAUUUUGAUGGAAUAUAUGAAAAUAAGUGCGGUGAUUCUGAUUACGAGGAUUGGUUUGUUAAGGGACCUGAAUUCAAUCAACCAUUGUGUUUCAUGGGUCAUAAGCAGAAAUUCAAAAGAAGAAUUCGUGAUGCUAAUUGCUAUGUUGGUAAUGAAUAUAGAGAACCAGUUGCCGUUGAAGAUAGUUGUCCAUGUACAGAAUCAGAUUACGUUUGUUCAUAUAACUUCAAAAGAGACUCAAACGGUAAAUGUGUUCCCGCUGUUCAAGGAUUGACUCCAGAAAAUGUUAAAGCCAACUCCUGUGUUGAUAACGCUCAGACGUACUUUGAGCCAGUUCCUUAUACCUUGAGACCAGGAUCCAAGUGUUCUUUAACUGGUGGAUUAAACUUAGCUGUCACAGUAGAGAAGAAAUGCCCAAAUUUUGUCAAAGAGAAAAACAAAGAUGACCAUUCAGAAGGCAAAAAUGACGGUAGAGUCAAAACUUCUUCAUUUGUUUUUGAUGGGAAAAUCACCAAGUAUGCCUAUUUGGAUAGAGUUAAGGGGUCCAAUUUGAAAGAUGAAACCAUUGUUUUACUCACAGCACACAACAAAGCUUAUGUCACACAUGAUCAAGGUUCAUCUUGGGAGCAAAUUGCACCCGAUGAAGAGAUAUUGGACCUUUAUGUUAAUCCUUACAACACAAAUCAUAUUUAUUUGCUGUCAACAAACCAAAAAAUUAUUUAUUCUACCGAUAGGGCUGACAAUUGGAAAUUUUUUAGAACACCAGCAACUUUCAUUCCAGGUGUUCAACCUCUUCAAUUUCAUCCAAAGCAUAGUAACUGGUUGAUUUAUAUUGGACAACUGGGUUGUGAUAAUAUCUCACAUCAAGGUUCAUGUCGUACAGUGACAUAUUAUUCCAAGUCUUAUGGGAAAAGGUUUGCUAAGUUACACGAUCAUGUUAAGACUUGUCAAUAUAUAGGACAUUUGUUAGAGCCAACUGACGCCCAGUUGAUAAUUUGUGAAAGGGAAGAUAGCAAAAGCAGCGGGUUAAACUCUGAAUUGUUGGUCACCGAGGAUUUCUUCCAAAACACUAUUGUUCCAUUUGAUGAUGUUAUCGGGUUUGCUCGAGCUGAUGAUUAUUUAGUUGCCGCUACUGCUGAAGGAGAUGGGUCUUUGAGAGCUCAUGUUUCUGUUGAUGGUAAGCAUUGGACUGAUGCUCAUUUUCCAAAUAAUAUGAAGGUCUCAAAAGACCAAGCCUAUACCAUUUUAUCAGCUGCUUCACAUUCUAUAUUUAUGCAUGUCACUACAAAUACUAGAGCUGGAACUGAAUUUGGCCAUAUCCUAAAGUCCAACUCAAAUGGAACAUCAUAUGUUGUUACAGCGUCCAAUGUUAAUAGAAAUAGUGGGGGCUUUGUUGAUUUUGAACAACUAGCUGAUCUUGAAGGUAUUGCAAUUAUUAAUACAGUUAGUAAUGCGGAUGAUGCUAAAAGAGGUUCCAGAAAGGCAUUGAAAUCUAUGAUUACUCAUAAUGAUGGUGCUGAUUGGGACUACCUACAACCUCCAAGUGUUGAUUCAAAUGGGAAGAAAUAUGGAUGUACGGGUAGAUCUAUUAACGAGUGCUCGCUUCAUUUACAUGGGUUUACUGAAAGAGCUGACCCAAGGGAUACAUUCUCAUCAGGCUCAGCUAUUGGUAUGAUGAUUGGUGUUGGUAAUGUUGGUGAUAAAUUAGGUGCCUAUCUAGAUGGUUCCACCUUUUUAACUAGAGAUGGUGGUGUUACUUGGAAAGAAGUCAAGAAAGGUGUUUAUCAAUGGGAAUAUGGUGAUCAAGGGUCAAUAAUUGUCUUGGUUAAUGGUCAGGAUUCAACAAACACUAUUAGCUACUCUUUAGAUGAAGGUAAAUCUUGGUCAGACUAUCAAUUUACAGAUGAUCUCGUCAAAGUUAAUGAUAUCUCCACUGUUCCAUCCGAUGAUUCAAAAAAGUUUUUGUUAUUCACUAAGUUACCAUCUAAUAGAGGUGAUAAAUCAACUGUAUAUCAAGUUGACUUUUCACAGUUAUUAAAGAGAAAGUGUAACUUGGAUUUGAAAAACCCAGACACAGAUGAUUUUGAUCUAUGGAGCCCAAAGCAUCCACAUCAGCCAGACAACUGCUUAUUUGGUCAUGAGGCUCAAUAUUACAGAAAGAUAGCAGGAAAAGAUUGCUACAUUGGUGAAAAGUUGAGUGAACCUUUCCAGGUUCUCAGAAAUUGUCCUUGUAAUAGAGAAGAUUUCGAAUGUGAUUGGAACUAUGAGCGCGAUUCAAGUGGCCAGUGCAAACUUCUUGCAGGUUAUUCACCACCAGAUCAUUCAGAGGUUUGUAGAAAGCAAGGUAUUGAAGAAUAUUGGUUACCAACAGGCUAUAGACGUAUACCAUUAACAACAUGUGUGGGUGGACAAGAAUUUGAUAAGGUGGAAGUAUUACCUUGCCCUGGUAUGGAAGAAGAGUUUAGAGAACAUCAUGGUGGAUUAAAAGGGCUUUCAUUGUUCUUGGUCAUAAUCUUACCAAUUUUGGCUGCUGCUAGUGUGGUUUACUUUAUUUAUCACCGUUAUGUUGGAAUUUAUGGUCAAAUCAAGUUAGGUGAC